ACGCGAAUAUCGUCUGUCUGACGUAUUGCUUGAUAAUCCGAUGUCGAAAAAUGAAAUUUCAACACAUCGGGUCUGUUUGCUGAAUUGGCUGCAUUCAGAGUUUAUCUUUUUCCUUCCAAUGUAAAGUAAAAAAAAAAAUAGGAAGCGUGUGCUACAGUGAUGGCAUAACUGAACAUGAUUGAUUGCUUAUCGUAGAGCUUGGCAGAUCUGCUCAGUGGGAGUGGGUGUUGUUGUCGAGUCGAAAAGAUAAACUCUGAACCAUCAGUGCAGUCAGUUCAGUAACAGAAAACAGAUCCAUCCUGUGCAUCGCGAUGGUAUAUCCGUAGAAUGACGCGACUUCUAAUAUCCGAUACGGUAUUAUAAAUGAGGAGGAUUGCGUUAUUCUAGAAUAAGACCACACUAAUUCAAUGGAAUUAAUCUUUUUUUUAGUUGUUGUGACAGUAUUCUUCUCGGAGUGCGAUAUUUUAAAAAGAUUGCCGUUGCCUACAUUCAAGGGGAUUAAAGUCUCUCUCUCUAUUAUUUGUUAUAGUAGAUCGAGGACCUAUUUUAUCGAGACAAAACCAUUGCAGAAUCCAGCCGGUUUCCGUAAUCGACAGUUUCGCUCUGGACACACAUAGUUGUUUAUCAAGCGAGACCAAGUUUGUUUUGUGAAUUCGCAUCGAUAGUUUAACAAUGUGUCCACCAAGUACCGUACUUUGGUGCUACGUGCUUCUGCUCGUUGCUUCGUCCUCGAAGUCCUUGGAGUCUCUGAAAAAUUCUAUAAACAACGAUGAACAGAGAGGCAACCCGACAGUGCGGCAUGAUCUUUUUGAAAACUCUAUGAAAGAUCGAGACGACGAAGUGUACAAUUUGCGCGAAAAUUCUACCAAGAAUGACGACAAAACGCGGCACGAACCUUAUAUUAAUUCGAAUGAAGCAUGUGACCACGAGACCUGCAUUCAGCUCUGCUGCCCUUUCGGUGAUCGUCUAACGUCAGGGAAAAAGUGCGUCGCUGGGCAGAAUAAUUACUCUUUUCCAGACGUCUAUAAUCAAAACAAUUCCGUGAGUAAGAAGCUGGACGAGUUAUUUCAACUGACCGUCAACCAUCCGUGCGUUCUGCAAGGAAGUGCGCACCGUAUUCUUGAUCCCGACGAGUACUCGUUUCUCGUCAACGGCUCUUUAUAUUAUCGAGAUUCUGGCGAGCUCGUUCCAUCGACGUCUUACUGCCUCGGCGCCUUCGAUCGGAACACUUAUGAUGCGGUUAUUUGCUUGGAUCAAAUUGGCUUUCCAACAUAUAUACCCAUAUACCUCCUGCUGACCUUGCCGUUCCUGGUGCUGACGUUUGUGAUAUAUUCCAUAUUGCCCGAGCUUCGAAACCUACACAGCUAUACGUUGCGCGUACAAGUCGCCUCGUUAUUCACCACAAACGUGGUUAUAUAUUUCAUCCAAGAGAUCCCUGAAUUAUCUGAAUGGCCAUAUUGCAUUCCAUUGGCCUACAUUUUUCAUUUCUCAAUGUUAGCGGCUUGCUUUUGGUUGAACGCAAUGUGCAUCGACAUUUGGUGGACGUUCAGAAAACUCGAUUUACAAUCUGCACACGGAAAGAAAAAGAAAAGGAAAAUCAUGAUAUACUCUAUCUAUGGAUGGGGAGUCACUUUCAUUCUCACAGCUGUCUGUGCCAUCAUGGAUCAUACUUCCGGCAUACCGAAAAGCUGGAUUCGACCGGAAAUGUGCAAGAGAAAAUUUUGGUUUGGUCCGAUUGAUGCAUUCUCAGUGUAUUAUUACGGACCCACGGGUAUCGCUUUUGCUAGCAACUAUUGCUUCUUCAUCGCCACGGCACUAGCGAUUCUGUACCAUAAUAAACAUACUGCCCAUCAGCUGAGAGACUCAGAGAGCCGGUCCUACGAUAAAAAAAAGCGCAAGUUUAGUAUGUAUCUGAAGCUGUUCAUUGUGAUGGGAGUAAGCUGGAGUUUGGAUGUAAUAUUGUGGUUCGUCAACACCAGCAUUCCCAUACCGACGACCAUUUGGUAUAUCAGCUACAUGAUAGACAUUUCGCGAGCCUUCGUCAUUUUCAUCGUAUACGUGUGCAAAAAGAAAGUCUUGCAGCUGUUGCUAAAACGAUUCGGUUGGCAGGGUCGCGGUCCGUUUGGGAAUGUUUCAUUAUACACUCAUUCUACUACGUCCUCGAAUAUGUCCCAUCGGAACUCAUCGACAUCGGGAACAUCCAUGAAAGAUAUCGACCCUUCUGUCAGUCAGCAGACUGAUCCUAAUGUCGAAUCCAAUGCAAGAUUAUAGGAGAAUUCUAUUAUGGAUGUUAAUAGUUAAUUAGCAUCAUAAUUUAAUUCUCCAAUCAAGGAUUGAUCUUACAUUAUUAUGUCUCCCUUUGGAUAUACUGAUUUGUAUAUUUGUAAAACAUUCCAUGAAAGUCCCGUAAAGUUUAUAUGUAGUUAUUAUAGAAUUGUUACGUUACAUAAAUAUAUGUAAAUCGCUAUUAAUAUGUUAUAUAUAAUAAUAAAGAAGUUUCUU
Molecule: messenger RNA, 2502 nt
Organism: Temnothorax curvispinosus
Lineage: Eukaryota; Metazoa; Arthropoda; Insecta; Hymenoptera; Formicidae
Product: G-protein coupled receptor Mth2-like
Exons: 7
Coding region: 673-2271 (532 amino acids)
Biological process (GO): cell surface receptor signaling pathway
Cellular component (GO): membrane
Molecular function (GO): G protein-coupled receptor activity
Source: RefSeq, a predicted model, not a curated record